Molecule: messenger RNA, 1502 nt
Organism: Prorocentrum cordatum
Lineage: Eukaryota; Dinophyceae; Prorocentrales; Prorocentraceae
Source: the annotation of a GenBank genome assembly
AGUCACUUUGCGAGUAGUGGAACCCGCUCGUCUACACGCGGCUGGAUCGAGUCCGCCCCAAAUUGGCAGCCAUGUCCAAUUUCGGGGUGGACUCCUCUUGCACCUGUUCAGGCUCGAUGGCGUGCUGGGCCAGUGUGACUUGCACGGCGGGCGCCACCAACGUGGAGUUCGAGAGGGGAGAUUUGGUGGGGAGGAUUUGGGGAGCUCAGCCGUACUACGUACCUGCGCCAGCGGCUUAUGCCAUCCGGCAUGCUGCGCACCAGCAGGGCCAUCGCAGUAGAUGCCGCCGCAUUUCGAUCAGUGCCAAUGGCCGCACGGCUUGUACUCCCAGUGGGCACACGACUCUCGUCCCCAACGCGGCGCAUUCUGUCCUUGCUCAGCCUUCAAGUGAAUGAACUGCUGUUCGGCCCUCCAGCUAUUUUUUUUGUCGUCCGAGGGCUUCCUGGCGCGCUGCCGCCAUAGUUACAGUAGGCUCGCGCCGCACAGACGCGGAGGCAUUACCAAAAUCUCACGCCCUCGUCAAUUGCGACGUGCACCCGCCGUGCCCCCAUGUGCCGUCCCUUAGGCCUCGGCGCAGGCUGGGAAGGCUCCUCGGAUCCCCAGCCGGCGCGCCCGCUCCGCAGCAGGCGGCCACACACCGCCGCCGCGCUCGGCCAGCGCCAGCUUUGGCCCCGGAGUGGGAGUCGGCUGUGAAAGCAAGGCGACUGACCGGUCGUGUGUCCACUGCGUGCUUUCUGUUUGCGCACCGUUUGGUGUUAGCUUCCCCCUCCUCCUCCUCCUCCUCCUCCUCCUCCUUCUCCUCCUCCUUUGGUGCACAUUAGCUGGACAUGCUUUACAGAUCCUGCUUUGGAACGCAGGCGCAAUCGUCUUGUUUCACCUUGCUCGCGCUCCGUCUGGCGCAAGGCUUCUGACCUGACCUGUCUGCACAGACACGCACGACGCCGACGCGUGCACGGCAAGUGGACGCCCGAGCGACGGCGGGUCUUCGCCUCCCCCGCGGGGCGCGCCGCCGGGUGCACACCGCGGCAGGUCCCAGGCGCGGCUGCGGUGCAUGUGGAAGGAGGCCUCCUGCGACCGGGCUGAGCUCGAGGCUGGCUCGCCUGCGCAUCUCGGGCCCGUGCCCGCCGGCCUCGUGCCGGGAUCCCGACCGCGCCCCGGCGCGGCCGCGGCGCGCCGGCGGCGCGGGCGGCACCCUCCCGCGCCGAGGCCACCGGCCAGGCCUGCGCUGGGCCAGGGUGGCGCCCACGCUUCGGAGAAGGAAGGGCUUUAUGUUUAUGUCUUUUCUUGUUCCUCUACCAUCGUUGCGUGGCGCUGUUGAGCAAACAGCAAGCGUGGAGCCUUCUCCCUGCCAGACCCCUCGCGCUGUGAACAAGUCGUGGCAUCAUGUUGCCGUUUUCGGCUUCUGGGGGCCCUCACCGGGCACCAUCAUCGUCGAAAGACGGUUCGGGAUGAAGAACCAGUCCUGGUGAAGUGGUCCAGACUUCUGGGGUCCACGUCGAGAA